Molecule: messenger RNA, 1428 nt
Organism: Gracilinanus agilis (Agile Gracile Mouse Opossum)
Lineage: Eukaryota; Metazoa; Chordata; Mammalia; Didelphimorphia; Didelphidae
Gene: GABRB1
Product: gamma-aminobutyric acid type A receptor subunit beta1
Exons: 9
Coding region: 1-1428 (475 amino acids)
Biological process (GO): signal transduction; monoatomic ion transmembrane transport; regulation of membrane potential
Cellular component (GO): synapse; GABA-A receptor complex; neuron projection
Molecular function (GO): GABA-A receptor activity; extracellular ligand-gated monoatomic ion channel activity; neurotransmitter receptor activity
Source: RefSeq, a predicted model, not a curated record
AUGUGGACAGUUCAAAAUCGGGAGUGCCUGGGGAUUCUGUCUUUCCCUGUGAUGAUAGCUAUGGUCUGUUGUGCACAAAGCGCUAAUGAGCCCAGCAACAUGUCAUACGUGAAAGAGACAGUGGAUAGAUUGCUUAAAGGAUAUGACAUUCGCUUAAGGCCAGACUUUGGAGGUCCUCCCGUUGAUGUGGGAAUGAGAAUAGAUGUCGCCAGUAUUGAUAUGGUUUCUGAAGUCAAUAUGGAUUAUACCCUUACAAUGUAUUUUCAGCAGUCAUGGAAAGACAAAAGACUGUCUUAUUCUGGAAUUCCAUUAAAUCUCACUCUGGACAACAGGGUAGCAGACCAGCUCUGGGUGCCAGACACAUACUUCCUGAAUGACAAGAAAUCAUUUGUGCAUGGGGUGACGGUGAAGAAUCGAAUGAUCCGGCUGCAUCCUGAUGGAACAGUCCUUUAUGGGUUACGGAUCACAACAACAGCUGCUUGCAUGAUGGAUCUGCGAAGAUAUCCUCUAGAUGAACAGAACUGCACACUAGAGAUUGAAAGUUAUGGUUACACCACUGAUGACAUUGAGUUCUACUGGAAUGGAGGAGAAAGCGCAGUAUCGGGGGUUAACAAUAUUGAAUUGCCUCAGUUUUCGAUUGUGGAUUACAAGAUGGUGUCAAAGAAGGUGGAAUUCACAACAGGGGCAUAUCCACGGUUGUCACUGAGUUUUCGACUUAAAAGAAACAUUGGUUACUUCAUUUUGCAAACUUACAUGCCUUCUACACUGAUUACGAUUCUGUCCUGGGUAUCUUUUUGGAUCAACUAUGAUGCAUCUGCGGCCAGAGUUGCACUAGGAAUCACCACGGUGCUGACCAUGACCACCAUCAGCACUCACCUCAGGGAGACUCUGCCAAAGAUCCCCUAUGUCAAAGCGAUUGAUAUCUACCUGAUGGGCUGCUUCGUGUUUGUGUUCUUGGCACUGCUCGAAUAUGCCUUUGUAAAUUAUAUAUUCUUCGGGAGAGGACCUCAGAAAAAGGGAGCUGGGAAAACUGACCAAGGGGCUAAUGAGAAGAACAAACUGGAGAUGAACAAAGUCCAGGUUGACGCUCACGGCAACAUUCUUCUUAGCACCCUCGAAAUCAGGAACGAAGCCAGUGGUUCCGAAGUGCUUACAAGUGCUAGUGACCCCAAAGCUACCAUGUAUUCCUAUGACAGUGCAAGCAUACAGUACCGGAGACCCCCCACCAGCAGAGAGAUCUAUGGCCGAAGUGCGUUGGAUCGCCACGCCAUGCACAAUAAGGGGCGUAUCCGGAGAAGGGCAUCACAACUUAAGGUCAAGAUCCCGGAUUUGACUGAUGUGAAUUCUAUAGACAAGUGGUCAAGAAUGUUUUUUCCAGUCACUUUUUCUCUUUUUAAUGUUGUCUAUUGGCUUUACUAUGUGCACUAA